Cooperia oncophora is the source of this 285-nucleotide messenger RNA. The record is from the annotation of a GenBank genome assembly. NCBI's taxonomy places the organism in Eukaryota, Metazoa, Nematoda, Chromadorea, Rhabditida, Trichostrongylidae.
AUGUCGUAUAUGUUACCACAUUUGGAGAAUGGAUGGCAGGUAGACCAAGCCAUCCUCGCCGAGGAAGACCGUGUUGUUGUGGUGCGUUUUGGCCACGAUUGGGACCCCACAUGUAUGCGGAUGGAUGAGACUCUUUUCAAGAUUGCCCCGAAAGUUAAGAAUUUCUCGGUGAUUUACCUUGUCGACAUCACGAAGGUUCCCGAUUUCAACAAGAUGUACGAAUUGUACGAUCCUUGUACUGUGAUGUUCUUCUUCAGAAACAAGCAUAUAAUGGUGGAUUUGGGU